GAGCCCAGAGGAGAGAGACUCGGAACUCGAAACGCCGGCGCCGCCGUCCCUCUUUUUUCUCGCUUGCUUCAAGCUGUAAUCCUGUGGUAAACAUGUCUGACGUCGAGACGGACGAUGUUCCCUCUGCGGGCAUCGGAGGAGGUCAAAUGGACGUCAACUCUGCUCUUCAAGAAGUACUGAAAAACGCCCUCAUCCACGACGGAGUUGUUCGUGGUCUUCACGAAUCUGCCAAGGUGCUCGACAAGAGGCAAGCACUGCUUUGCGUUCUUGCUGAAAACUGCGACGAACCCAUGUACAAAAAAUUGGUCCAGGCUCUUUGCAAUGAACAUCAAAUACCUUUGAUAAAAGUCGACAACAACAAAAAGUUGGGCGAAUGGGCUGGACUCUGCAAAAUCGACAAUGCUGGCAAAGCCAGGAAAGUUGUUGGUUGUUCGUGUGUUGUGAUAAAGGACUUUGGAGAAGAAACCCAAGCCAAAGAUAUUCUUAUGGAGUAUCUGAAGCAAAGCUCACACUAAUUAGGAAAAAUAUUUUAAUAAAUAAUAUUUACAAAACA
Copidosoma floridanum is the source of this 553-nucleotide messenger RNA. It is a transcript of the gene RpS12, whose product is annotated as ribosomal protein S12. Gene Ontology annotation, cellular component: ribosome. NCBI's taxonomy places the organism in Eukaryota, Metazoa, Arthropoda, Insecta, Hymenoptera, Encyrtidae. Gene Ontology annotation, biological process: translation. The record is from RefSeq and is a predicted model, not a curated record. Gene Ontology annotation, molecular function: structural constituent of ribosome.